Messenger RNA from Spodoptera frugiperda (fall armyworm), 2292 nucleotides. RefSeq names its product lipoyltransferase 1, mitochondrial (gene Lipt1). Gene Ontology annotation, cellular component: mitochondrion; cytoplasm. The transcript is spliced from 4 exons. The record is from RefSeq and is a predicted model, not a curated record. Gene Ontology annotation, biological process: protein lipoylation. Lineage: Eukaryota; Metazoa; Arthropoda; Insecta; Lepidoptera; Noctuidae. Gene Ontology annotation, molecular function: lipoyltransferase activity. The coding region runs from base 27 to 1286 and encodes 419 amino acids.
UCCAAAAACAAAUAUAACAUACAGAGAUGGCUCAAUCAAUGAUGAAGAAGAUUGUCGCUAGCAGUGCCUGCCUUGUGGUGGGUCUGACAAGAAGAACCAGCUCUCGCAGCUUGGUGACAGCAAGCAAGACCUUGAAUGCUAAGAAGGAACGUGACUUACCGACUGAGGGGGAGAUCACCAAGUCUGUGUUUAUGUCCCAAUCAAUGGACAUAUUUACUAAUCUGGCUCUGGAAGAUUGGAUGUACCGUAACAUGGAUUUCACUAACCAUCAUGUAAUGAUGGUAUGGCGCAAUGAACCUUGUGUUGUAAUUGGAAGACACCAGAAUCCAUGGUUGGAAGCUAACAUCCCUCUUCUGAACGAAAGGGAAAUAGCUCUUGCAAGACGCAACAGUGGCGGUGGUACUGUGUACCAUGACCGAGGCAACCUCAACAUCACUUUCUUCACCCCACGUGAGAGGUACGACAGGAAAUACAACUUGGAGCUGAUCAAGAGAGCACUCUUCAGAGGUUUUGGAAUCAAGUCCAUCAUUAAUGAACGUCAAGAUAUGAUUGUUCGAGAUAAAUACAAAGUAUCUGGAACAGCUGCAAAGCUUGGCCGUUUGACAGGAUAUCAUCACUGCACACUUCUAGUCAAUGCCAAUAAGGCAGAUCUCAGCAGAGCCCUUGCUAAACGUGAGCAUGGCAUACAGACUCAGGCGACUGCAUCCACGCGCUCUGAAGUGGCCAACCUGGCAGAGAUGGACAACCGCAUUACCGUAGACAGUCUGCAGACUGCCGUCGGCUACGAGUUCCUGCGCACAGCCGCCUUGAGCCUGCAAGAUGGGGGUACCUCACAGAUCUCCAAGCAACGAGGCUUCCAAUACAUCAACCCUACGGAUGAUUGGUUCCCAGGUCUUGCGGACAUCAAAAACGAGCUCCAGUCCUGGGACUGGAACUUCGGUAGAACACCGGUGUUCACAGUGAGUCGCACUUUCCCCGUACCGGCGGAGUUGCUCGCCCCGUCCAAGGUUUACUCUGCGACACAGGAGCUGGUUAUCAGCAUGUCGGUGGAGAAGGGUCUCAUCGACGACGUCACUCUUAACAUCCCCCCAGGACUCGUGGAAUCUGGAUUCCAUGGCGAAGCAUCCGUCAUCACUCAUCUUAAAGGAAAGAGAUUCACCUCUGAAGCUCUGAAUGCCUUGCAAGACGCUAUGCUAACACGUCACGUGGGUAAUGACGCCAGAAAGUUGGACGACAAGGAACAGUUUGUCGCUAAGUGCUUCGAUCAAGUGGUCAAUACUGUGUAAGUCUCGAUUAUGUACAAUGAACAUUGUAGGUGCUAUCGUUAGUAUAAGUCCCGUUAUGAAAAAAAACUGUGAAAAAAUUAUAUAAAUAAAGUAGAUAUUGUGUAACAAUUUUGUGUUGAUUUUAAUUGCAUAGUCAAUAGUCAUCAUCAAUUAUUGUCAAUAUGGAAUAUAUAGGUUUUAAUGAUUGUAAUAAUCUUUAAAUAGUCUGUACAUUGUAGUGAUAUUUUUAUACAACAAAAUGUUAGUAUAACUAAGAUUGUGCUAUUUGGCUUUCUUUCUCUUCUAAUAUCUCCUCAAAGCUUGUACUAAUAUUCUUAUUUCGUAUUAACUUCCAGUCUGCUUUGUUACAUUUAUGUUUUUUUUAGUUUAGUAUUAUAUUUAUAAAUGUCUAUACUGGUAGCGUAAUAUUGUCGGGACACUACAUAGGAUCGUGAAUCUCCGCGCUACGCAAUGUACAAUGAAGGCCUGCCUGUUUGCCUCAAUAUUACGCUACUUGACUAGAGUUUAUUCACGCGAGUCGCACCCUAGUGCCGAACGCUACAAGAAUGCAUCAUAUCAUUUGUUUUAAUUAAUUAAAUUAUAAUUUUGUUACAGAAUUAACGUACCCACGUAAUGUUACUUAUCGAACAUUUGUGUAGCAUGUAUUACCUACUGUAUUGUAAUCGGUGUGUAAACUUCUUCGACUAAUUUACCCAUUUCAUAAUCCACGCAACCUUGUUUUAACACCACUCCGAAGCGGGGACUUUUUUGUAUGAAAUGGACUUAGGUUUUACGUUAGUUUUAAUUUGUAGCUUUUAUAUGUUCGGUUUAAUGAUUGUCCAUGAUGUUGCUUUGUAAUAAUAACAACAUACCUAGGUUAACGCAGGGUUACGGUUACCGUAACUCAUCAGAAUUAUUUAAAUGUUAACGCUUAUUGAAUUGUGUACAGCUUUAUGUUCUUAUUAUUAUUAAAUGGGAGAUUGGAUUUGAAAGUUACUCAUUCAAAUAUAAAGUUAUGUGAAAAUAA